AUGGCGCACAAUCCAGAUUCUGAUCAACAUAAACGAAAAAGAGACAUAUCCGAUGACAAUGGAAGUCAAGCGCCUCAUGCUGACCGCAUACCACAACCGCCUCCACCUCAGUCAGCCCCUAUCAAUUAUCUGUCCAAGGCCCAUCCGGUCAAACUUAAGCUCAUACAGGGCGACAGCGAUACCUUCUCCGAUGUUCUCACCCUAGUCAACGAGUAUGAGGGAGUGUUGAAUAGACAUGAGAGCCUUGCUUCUAAUUUAGGAGCAAAGUUGACGGGUAGCCGCCUGCUGAAGGCGAUGGAGGGUGCCUUUGAAGGUUCAAUAACGACAACUCCGCCACAAACGAUAUUUAGCCCUGACCCGGUCACGUGGCUUGACAUUGUCGAGUUUGCUAAGGCAAAACCCGGGGAGUUUGUAUUGACACCUACUCCUAAUGGUGGGCGUUGCUGCCAGUUUCCCCUGAAAGGCGUCCAGGUCGAAAUCGGAGAAGAUGACUGGAGGUUAAUAGUAUCUGGCGCUUUGGACAGGUUUAGGCUUGUCCCACCACAACCGCUAGAAGAAGACGAGACGGCGGAAUUAGCAACUCUCGAAAUUGUCGAGCAGCGCCUACAGGUUUUAAUCAAGAAGGCGGACGAAGUGGCGCGUAGGGCCCGCCAACUCAACUACCACUUGAGCGGACGAAAAGCGUCUAUACAUGCGCGUCGCGCGUCGCAAUCAGCCUCCGGUCCCAACUUCCAAGCUGUAAAUCAGUCGCUGGGCUCCGGUGCCAACCCCGGUUACGACUUACAUGCCGAUCUUCUUCAGCAGUUCCUUGCCCCCUCCCAACCUUCUAGUCACCGGAUCUCUUCCGUUGGUUCUAUACCACCAACCCCAAAUCCAAUGGGCACCGCAACAUCGACACCGAGAACCUCUAUUCAGCAGCAAACUAUUCUAGGCAGCAACCGGCCUUCACCUAGCUAUCCCACCGAGCCAGCUAUGAGGGAUAUCGAGGAAGAGAAUCGCGCCUUGGUAACGGCUAAGAUCGAGAGACUAGCACGUGGAGACGCUAUACAUCCACCAUGUGACAGAUGCAGAAGGCUCAAGACAGUGUGCAUUAAACAUCUAACUGCCUGCCAGGGAUGCACCAAGAAACACGCAAGAUGUGUAUGGAAGGGCCUUACAGAAGAGGAGGUGGCUUGGCUUAAAGGAGAAGCUGGUGGAGAUGGAGAUGACGACGGAGAUGAGCCAAGGGAUUCCGGUAGAGCUGUAUUCGGAUCCCAAUCGCAUCUCGAAUUCGGCGAACGUCGUAGGGAAUCGGAACGCAGCGACGAACCUAGCACGAGCAGGUCUGGUUCGAGGAUAGCCAUCGGUAGACCUGCCGACGAUGUCUGGAGAAAGGGACCAGAGACACCAAUAAGUAGGCAUGAAACUAUGGAAGUGGAUAUAAGAGAUGUGCGUCAGGGACAAGAAUAUCCAAGGAAAGAAUUAGCUAGUGGGAUGUUUAGGGAGCAAAAGUCAAUGCUUAGCCACAUGGCUUCCGUCGCGUCCGCGGCGGCAGAUGCUGCUGCGAUUUCGCGCGGGGGUCAUCAGAAUUCAGAAUAA
Daldinia loculata is the source of this 1578-nucleotide messenger RNA. RefSeq lists its product as uncharacterized. Lineage: Eukaryota; Fungi; Ascomycota; Sordariomycetes; Xylariales; Hypoxylaceae. The transcript is spliced from 3 exons. The record is from RefSeq and is a predicted model, not a curated record. Gene Ontology annotation, biological process: regulation of DNA-templated transcription. Bases 1 to 1578 code for a protein of 525 amino acids. Gene Ontology annotation, molecular function: zinc ion binding; DNA-binding transcription factor activity, RNA polymerase II-specific.